Messenger RNA from Paramuricea clavata, 12764 nucleotides. The record is from the annotation of a GenBank genome assembly. NCBI's taxonomy places the organism in Eukaryota, Metazoa, Cnidaria, Anthozoa, Malacalcyonacea, Plexauridae.
UUUUUCACACAAGUUCAAAUGAAAAUGACCAAGAAUCGAAUGAGCAGUUGAGUACGUCUGUUGAUACAACUGUAGAUAUACCUGUAUCUGUUCCUAAAGCACACAAGGAUAGUGAGUCUGUACAUGAAGCAGAGGUGAGUAGAAAUAAAUAUUUACAUGAGGGUGGUUGGCAAAUUGUUGACAACCCUCUGCAUGAGCUAGAGUUUGUACAAAAUGAAAUGCACAGUUUUCAUUUAGAUCAAGAACAUUUAGAGCAUCGACAAUGUAGAAUGUGUAAAGAAGCUUGGCUGACAUGGCAGAACUUGGCAUCAGAAGUAUACAUUUGUUACCGGUGCAAGAGAGACAAGAAAUCACCCAAGAAAUUUAGUGCCGAGAAUGACAUGGACCCAGGAACAGUACCUGAACAAUUGAGAGGUUUGACACAGGUAGAAGAAAUGUUAAUUUCAAGGGUUUGUCCCAUUAUGAGAGUGUAUAAAAAACAUGGGGGUCAGAGGGGGUAUAAAGGACAUGUACUUAACUUACCUCAAGAUAUUCAAAGUUUCUUGAAUAGGCUGCCUUCUUGUGUGGCAGACUUGCCUGUCUUGAUUGUGCGAAGACAUGGUGCAGAAGACACACAUCGCGACUUUAUUGUGUGUCGACACAAAGUUCUCAAGGCUGUGUUAUGGUUAAAGACAAACAAUCCAUUCUUUAAAGAUAUCGAAAUUGAUAGAGAUGUCAUCCAAAGUUUACCAGAAAAUGGUAUUCUCGAUGAGCUAAGGUAUGUCAUUGAUGAAAAUGAGCUUUUGGUUCAUGUUGAAAAUGAGGGGCCUCCCCAAGACCCAGUAAUGAGUGCUAAUGCAAGUGUGGAAGAGUUAGUUUUAGGAAAUGGCAGUACAUCGUUUAUUUCUAUGCGUCAAAGACAGACAACAGAAGGUGCAGUUAUCCAAGAUGCAGUAAAUGAGGUUGAUCUGUUAGACUGGCCAUCUACUGAAGGUAAUCUCGUUAAUGAAUUUAAAACAGACGGUUUAGCUACUAUGGCCUUUCCUACAUUGUUUCCUUAUGGGAAGGGUGACCCAACAAAUAGGGCAAGACAACAUGGUAUAACGUUAACUGAAGCUUUCAAACAUUUAAUGAAGUUUGCAGAGAGGCUUGCAGAUGGUAAUUUUGAAUGGAGGUUUGCUUCUCACCCACGGUUUCCUUAUUGGGCGUUAAACAUGAAACAACGGCAUCAGCUGUUGUCACAAACAAAUGUUUACUUGCAUCUUACUGGCAUCUUGGAUGCCGAGUGGCACUGGUAUCGAUUUGAGUACCAAGCUAGGGGAAGUAUUCAUUGCCACGGAUGUGCAAAGUUAAAAAAAAUGACCCUGAUAUUCGAAAAUUACGUAACAAAGCAUGUGUUGCAUUCCUAGAGAGUGAGACAACAAGGUAUGAAAUGUCACCUGAUGAUUUUGAAUUCCUUUGCAGGGAUGUGAUUAGACCGGGAGAAGAUGCCAAGAAGUUGUUAAUACAGUAAGAAAAAAUAUUUUCCAUAUUAUUAUAGUAUUAAUUAUUUGUUUCCACUGUAUAGACCAUGCUAACUCAUGUGCACAAUCUGAUAUUUGUGGGAUAUUCUAUGAUAUUUUUAUUGAUGAAAUUACUUGAGGACCAUGAAAUUAAUUAUUUGAAUAUUAUAACUUUAACUCAAUUCGAUCCGCGAAUAUUGAUUUCCGACGUAUAUGACGGGAAGAUUAAAUAUUAAAGAACUCCGUGAGUAUUUGCAGUAGAAAUACAAAAAUACCACCAAAAAAUUCCGCUUGAUCGAUACUAUAUAUUCCGAAAUAUUCGUAUAAUUUUGUUGUUUCUAGCUCAAUUUCAAGCAAAUUUCUUACCUUGAAAUGAUCAAUGUGGUGAAAUUUAUGCAAAUGAUGCAUUACCAAUUUUGCUGUUGCAUUUUGAAUGUUCCACCUGAUUCAAAUGCUUGAAUCUUUGCUUCUUUUCAACGUAUAAUAAAGACAAAUAUAUAAAAAGAAUCGCCAUCUUGCAUUCUAUAGCUCGGAGCAGUCUCGGGAAAUUGCAAAAUAAUCUAUGCCUAUUAUGGCGAUUCUCGUGCUCGGAAAGUGUUCGGCCAACUUCGGACGCCAAAUUCUUGGUAAAGCAUUACAGUUUCCUGGUAAAAGACUGCAGAUAUCAGUUCCGGAGUGUUUGUUUACCCUAGAUACGGAUUUUGAUUAGCUUAGGAAGAAAAACAAACCUUUUAGAGCAAUUUUCCUGAUUAUUAUUGCAGUGAGGAAGGUAUUGAUCCUGUUCCUAGCUGCUGUUCCUGUUUCAUAGCCUCAGGGAAGUAGCAGUUCUGAUGAGUCAUGAGAACCCCACUCCCCAACCCCAUUAGGAAAACGUGUAAGUGUGGAGGGAAGGUAGGGGGAUGAGUAGAGGUAGAGGGAAGCCCAGCCACUAGGACUCAAGGUUUUGAAAGCUCGCUGUCUAGCACCCUGACUAGGCCCCAUAGUACAUGAUGGAUAUGCAUGGUGACACUGACACUAGGAAUAUUCUCCCAGAUUUUGCCCCUCACCGACAUUUCCGGGAUCCAUUUCGAUCACGCUUCCACCAGAAGUAUGAACUGUGAGCUUGAGUUCAUUCGGCUCUUUUUUACUAAGGGAAUGCUUCAGGAGGUAGUUUCCCAUACCAAUACGUAUGCCCACAUACAAAUAACCCAAAAAUCAUUCCCAUAUACUAAUAAAGAAGGGUCUUGGAGUCCACCAACCUUGAGGAGAUUGAGAGGUUGAUUGCCUUUUUAGUAUAUGCAGGUUUGGUAAAGGUGGACAGUGAGGUUGAAAACUAUUGGAGUGUAAAACCUUAUAUCAUGGUCUGUGGGCAAUAGAAAUAAUUUCUCGGUUUAGGUACAAAGCGCUUAUGGCAUUUCUGAAUAUGGUAGAUCCUGUCACUGAAGACUACAGCAAUAAACUGCAUCAACAACUGUACCAUGCAGCCAUCACAGAAUAUUACUGUUGACGAACACACUGUCAAAUCAAGGAAUAGGUUGGGGAUUCAGCAGUUCAUGAAAGAUGGCCUACUAUGUGGGGGUAUAAAUCUGUGGGUUGCUGCAGACAGUCCUAAUGGUUAUAUUGCGACUUGAGAUUUUUAUAGGAAGAAGUCCAGAGAUUCAUAUAGCAGCAUGGAUUUGGGUAUGACGUGGUGAUGUGAUAUAAGUUUGGUUACAGUCUUAGGUCCUUUGUGGUCCAAUAUAUAUUUUGUGCAAAAAAAUGAACUAUUUUCACCACAUAAUCCAAUUAUGUGUCUUGGCAAACAUUACUGCCUUGGAAAACAUUACUUUUUUAUAACUACUAAUGAUGACGCCAGCCCAACAACACUUGGUCAUACUAUAUGCAAAUAUUUUCAUGUUCUAGAUUGUGAAAACAAUCAAUUUCUAAAGAAAUGAGUAAUGAUUAUUUAAAAUUUGAAUAGCAAGACCAAAUUUUCAGGCUGGUUAUGCCACUGACGACUAAGUCAAUGGUGUACUGAUUAUCUAAGAAUGUAUAUAGUAACCGUAGAAAUAAAGACAUUUUGCAAAUAGUGAUUUGAGUGUUCUUUUGUGGGUAUCACAGACUUAUUUUGGUGCAUACUAUCCUUGGAGAGUAAGAAAUAUUGGAAAUUUGUAUUGAUAAUAUGUUGCAGCAAUGAAAAAGGACAUUUGAUAAGAGUAUUUGUUUCAUGUGAGCACAAAAUGUAAAUUUUACUCCACUACAUAGUUUAUUCCAAAAUUCAAUAGAAAUGGUUCUAUUUAUGCUACAUGCAUGAAACGUCGGGUACAUGUAGAUCAAAACCGUGUCUUUCAGUUACAUUCAUAAAAUUUUUUGACACUUUUGAAAUUUAAACCAGUAAAUACAUUUUUGCAUAAUUGCUACAUUUUUUUAUAUCAUAAUUUAUGCAAAUUUAUGCGAGUAAAUCGUUAACCAACCUCGGGAUGAAAUUGAAAUGCAAUUUCUGUUUCCGUACGAUGUAUAGUUUGAAAGAUAUAUGCGUUUAAAACAACAGCACUCAAAAUUACUAAUUUUCGACCGGAUGAGAAUGAGUUAAGAAACAUCCAACUGUGUUACAUACCAUCCCUAACAACCCAAAGAGUAAUAAGGUAGAUAAAUCGACUCUCACAGAUAAAGUUCAACUCCAAACAGCUGGUGAUAGUUCGUUGACAUUUAAUGAUCGUGCUAACAAAAUCAACAUUGGCUUUAUGAGUGGAGAAACAGACAGAGAAAUUCCUAGCCAAACAGGGGCCGGAAAGCCUAUGAUUGCCAGAGCGAUAAUUCCCAUUAAAGUAAGGAGCAAAGAAACGAAUAAGACAAUCGUUACGUACGCAUUUCUUAACAAUGGGAGUGAUUUGUCAUUCUGUACCGAGAGUCUAGCCGAACAGUUGGGUAUCUAGGGUAUCGAAACAGUGAUUUCAUUAACAAUGAUGGAAAAGAAAAACAGCACCAUCAACAGCUCAAUUAUCCAGCAAUUGGAAGUCUCGGAUUUGGAUGAGAACUGUUCUAUUGACCUACCACUCAUCUAUACUGCAGCUGAUAUUCCUGUGACAAGUAAAGACAUUCCAGAUCAAGAAGACGUCGAUCAAUGGCCACAUCUUCAAGGCGUUCAGUUGCCAAUCGUCGACGCUCAGAUCGGUAUUCUUAUAGCAAGUGAUGUUCCGAAAGCGUUAGAUCCUCUUGAAGUCAGAAAUAGCGAAAACGGUGGUCCGUAUGCGACAAGAACAUUGCUAGGAUGGGCAAUUAAUGGACCUUUAUUUCGUCAGAAUAAAUCUCAAGGCAUCGGAAGUUUUUUCGUGAAUUCAGAUGUGAAUCGAAUCAAUCUCUGAUGUGAAGACUGAACACAGUUCAUGGCUAGUGUUCGAAAUACAGCUACACUGAAGAACGGUCAUUAUGUAAUCGCGUUGCCAUUUAAGAACAAUGAUCAUCAAAUAUCAAACAACAAAGAACAAGUAGUACAAAGAGCCCAUUGGUUGAAACAAAAGUUACUGAAAAAACCAAAGCUUUUUGAAGACUAUAAAGUGUUCAUUGAUAAUCUCCUCAACAAAUCGUAUGCUCGAAAGGUUCCACCAGAACGUUUGUGUAAAAGUGAUGGCAAAGUCCGGUACAUACCCCACCACGGCGUUUACCACCCCCACAAACCAGGAAAAGUAAGAGUGGUGUUCGACUGUUCCUGCAAAUAUAAAGGCACGUCUUUGAAUGAUCAUCUACUGACUGGUCCUGAUUUAAGCAACCACCUACUUGGAGUUCUGAUGCGGUUUCGCGAAGAUCCAGUCGCAUUCAUGGCAGACAUAGAAGCUAUGUUCUACCAAGUUAGAAUACCAGAUUCCGAUAGUGACUUUCUUCGUUUUCUAUGGUGGACUGACGGUGAUUUAACGAAAGAUCCCGAAGAAUACCAAAUGCUUGUGCAUGUCUUCGGCGCUGCGUCUUCGCCGAGUUGCUCAAAUUUUGCCCUUCUGAAGACCGCAGAAGACAAUGAAGCAAAGUUCGAUAGUGAUGUGAUCAACAUAGUUAAGAGAAACUUCUAUGUAGAUGACUGCCUCAAAUCCACUCCUACAGUCAGUCGUGCAGUUCCACUUGUCCAAGACCUACGUAAUCUCUUGACGAAAGGCGGUUUCCAUCUGACGAAAUGGAUAAGCAACAGCCGCGAAUUGUUGGCAAGUAUCCCAAAAGAAGAACGUGCCAAACAGGUUAAAGAUCUUGACCUAGACCAAGAUAAGUUGCCAAUCGAAAGAGCCCUUGGAAUUCAAUGGUCCGCGGAAUCUGACAAGUUUUGUUUCAAGAUUGUUAUUAAGGAAAGACCACCGACCAGACGAGGCAUCCUCUCGAUAAUGAGUUCUAUCUACGAUCCGCUUGGUUUGUUAUCGCCAGUUAUCUUAUCUGCAAAAUUAAUUUUACAAGAGCUAUGUAGACUGAAAUUAGGCUGGGACGAUAAAAUACCAGAUAAGUAUCAAUCAGCAUGGUUGCGAUGGUUGGAAGAUCUUCCCAAACUUUCUCAGUUAUCAAUCCCACGGUGUUACAAGCCUUCAGAUUUUGAAGUCAAGUCAAAUGAGCUACACCACUUUUCGGAUGCAUCUGAAUCUGGAUACGGGUCGGUGUCUUACCUCCGCCAAGAAAGUCAUGAUGAAAGAGUUCAUUGUUCACUCGUGAUUGGAAAGGCUCGCGUGACACCACUGAAGACAAUCUCUAUACCUCGUCUCGAGCUCUCAGCCGCUACCGUGUCUGUGCGUGUUGAUUCCAUGUUACAGAAAGAAUUGGAUCUUUCGCUCGAAAGUUCAACGUUUUGGACGGACAGUACUGCAGUAAUACGUUAUGUGGAAAAUGAGAAUCGAAGAUUCCAAACCUUUGUUGCCAAUCGUAUUGCCAUUAUUCGAGAUCGAUCAGAUCCUGUGCAGUGGAGGUUCGUUGAUGGUACGUUAAAUACCGCAGAUUUUGCAUCACGAGGCAUGACCGCUGACAAAUUCCUGAAGUCUAACUCCUGGAUAAAUGGUCCCGAUUUCCUGUGGCAACCUCGGUCGAGUUGGCCAGAACGUCCUGUAAGCCUUCAACCCAACGAAGUUCCUUCUGAUGACCCGGAACUGAAACGUGAUAUAAGUUCCUGCAUCACCGAAGUCCAUAAACCUUCAUCGAAGGAGGAUACUCUUCUCAACCUUCUACAAAGAAUUUCUUCCUGGUACCGUGCAACGAAAUUCGUAGCAUGGAUUCUGCAUUAUCGUAGAAAAUUGAUCGAAGCUGCUCGAAAGCGCAAGGAAAAGUCAUGUGAAAACAAAGAGUCAUCAAACAGUGUGAAGCUGACCGUUGAUGAGCUAAAAGCAGCAGAGAAAGUCAUUCUGAGAUGUGUCCAACAGAAGUAUUUUCCAGAGGAAAUAGCAGUGCUACAGAAGCAAAAAUCAAAACAAGCAUGCAUAAAGAAGUCCAGUCCACUAUCUAAACUUGAUCCGAUUUUCCAAGACGACCUCCUACUCGUGGGUGGAAGACUGCGACAUGCUCCAAUUCCUGAAUAUUCGAAGCACCCAGUCAUCCUACCGAAAGGAAUUCACGUAACCAAUAUUAUCAUUCAAUACUACCACGUUAUCUCUGGUCAUCUUGGUAGAGAAUAUAUGCUAGCACUUCUACGUAGAAAAUACUGGAUCAUUCAAGCUAAUUCAGCUGUAAGAAGUUUACUUUCUCGUUGUGUCCGUUGCAGAAAGUGGAAAGCGCCAGUUUUGGAACAGAAAAUGGCAGACUUGCCUAAAGAUCGUUUAACCCCUGAUCAUCCUCCAUUUACCUACGUUGGAGUCGAUUAUUUUGGACCAUUCCAUGUUCGUUGUGGCAGAAGUUUAGUAAAGAGAUAUGGAGUAAUCUUCACGUGCCUGGUAAUACGAGCCGUUCAUAUUGAAAUCUCACACAGUCUCGAUACAGAUUCGUUCAUUUUGGCUUUACGAAGAUUCUUAGCCAGACGAGGACAAGUCAAAGAAUUAAGAUCUGAUAACGGUACUAAUUUUACCAGUGGAGAAAAGGAGUUAAGAGAAGCUAUCAGCAACUGGAACCAAGAUAAAAUUCAUGGUCACCUUCUACAGAAGCAUAUUAAAUGGACAUUCAACCCCCCUUACGGAUCCCACCAUGGAGGCAUUUGGGAGAGAUGCAUCAGAACCAUUCGUAGUAUUAUGAGAGCACUACUGAAGGAGCAAGUGAUUAAUGACGAAGGAUUGCAUACGAUGAUGUGCGAAGUCGAAGCUCUGAUGAAUGCUCGACCCAUCACAAAAGUCAGCGACGACCCAAGAGACCUUCAUGCGUUAACACCUAAUCAUCUGCUACUUACUCAAUCCAAUCAACCCCUUCCACCUGGAGUGUUCAGUAAAACGGAUAUUUACUCGAAACGACGAUGGAGACAAGUGCAAUAUCUCGUCGAUAUAUUUUGGAAAAGAUGGAUUCGUGAAUAUAUUCCCAGUUUGCAGAGGAGACAAAAGUGGCUCCAGCCAAAACGUAACGUGACAGUUGGUGAUAUAGUAUUGUUGGCAGACUCAUCUGUGCCAAGAAACACCUGGUCGAUGGGAAAAGUCGUAAAGGUUGUAGCUGACAAGAAAGGCUUGGUACGACGUGUUCAAGUCCGAACAAAGUCUAAUAUAUUGGAGAGACCAAUAGAUAAGCUAGUAUUAUUAUUAGAAGCGGACAGUGUUGAUGAAUAAGUUUCAUAUAUUAUAAGUGUUUCAUGGUUUUACACACUUAAGGGGCCGGUGUGUAGCAUACAAUUGCUAAUAAUUAGCUAUUAUGAUAAUGUAGAGUUAAUUGCCCGCCAGGGCUUAUAUAAAGGACGGAGUUUUAACGUAAAUUUUUGAAUAGUGUCAAGCCGUCAUAGUUGGGAUCGUCAACAAAUCUUUGAACGUUGGCCUUAGAGCCUUAUCGGCAGUUAAUAUAUAUGUGUUUGUUCUUUAUAAGAAUUGAAUAAAGUAAAGUUUUGUGAAUCGUUAUUCAAGUGUCUAUUCGGCAGUAACAAUGCAUGUAUCAUACAUUCGUAUUUUAUAAAGUAUGAUGACUAUGAGAGUUUUCGUGUUCACUAUGGCUGAAACAUUUAUGAAAAGCUAAAACUGACACAGACAAAAGACAGUGUAAACACAGCCUAUUUAAGCAGGCGCUAAACCGGUGUAAACUAUUAUGCAAAGAUGAACAAUACCGUCAUUAGUACUAUUAGUAUUUUUGUGCAAGUGAAUAAAUAUAUAAUCCUACAAGUUGUCAAGUUGAUUGGUCAAAUUUGACAAAUUCCCCAGCCUCCUUUGCAGACAUCAGAGAGAACGUACACAACUGGCGGCUGCGAGGGAGACUACAAAUUGCCCGAUAAUCACGGCCUCGCCUUGGCGAAUAAUUGUUCAAAGCCAAAGGCGCAAUAAUAAUCGUGUGUAGUUUAUACUUAUACGUGUUAGUUUCUCAAUAUUUUGUAUUUGCCAAGCAACUUUUGUCACAAUUGUUUCUAUAAAUCUGUUAUAAAGAAGAAGUUCUGCAGUAUAAACUGUACUAUACAUACUAUAAAUACAAAUAUUAUAAUAAAAUUUAAAUAUUAAAUUAAAAAUAUUACUGAGAUGAUCCUGUUAUCCCACAGGCUAUAUCUAUGAAAUUGCACUGGUAUACCUAUAUAACUGAUAGUAUUUUUUACCUUGAAUAUUAUAUCAUGCACAAAUAUAAUUAUACGAAAAUCUUAAAAAUAUAAUUUAAAAAUCGAAAGUCCAAAGUCCAAAGUCCAUAGUCCAAAGUCCAAAGUCCAUAGUCCAAAGCCCAGUCCAAUGUUUACAACAUGCCCUCGGCAAACUCAUUCCCGGGCCGGUAUUAAUAGGUGCACAGAAAGCGAGUAUAUAUCUAGCUGGAGCAGGGACGCCGGAACUGCGGGGGCAGGGGGGGGGCUGCCCCCCCUUGCCUUUGCUAAACGGGCAGGGGGGGGAGAAGUGCCCUUUUAGUUGUAAAAUACUACGUGAUAAAUCACAUUUCCAGUUAUGCUUUUUCUGGCAAAAGCAUGAGAUUCAGGUAAUUUAUAGGCCCAGAGAAAGUUAAUUUACAAAAAUAAGUGUGAAUUUUGAAAAGAAUGAGGACAAUUUACAAAAAAUUUUGAAACUAUUUUUGGAAUUUAGAGAAAUAUUUUGGAUAAAUGCGGAAAAUUGCUGAUAUGCGGAAAAAUUUUUUUGCGUAACGGAAAAUUUUGGUAUGUCCGGAAAAAAUUUUUGACCCCUAAAAUGGUACACUGACCGAAAUUUUUUCGCCCAAAAAAUUUCCAUGUAAAAAAAAAUUUUCCGGUAGAUUUUGAACUUUUGAUCUCUAGAGGUGCCCUUGGUGUGCGUCUGCCCCCCUUUGCCUUUUCAUCGUUCCGGCGUCCCUGAGCUGGAGUAUAUAUAGCAAAUAUAUAACUUGAACCAGUGUGUAUAGUAUUUUCCCAGAUUGUGUUCGCCAUGCAUUUUUGGUACGGCACUGGCUAUUUAGUUUGAGCCAUAAGUAUAAAAAACGGCAUUAACAUAAUGCACAAAAGACAUGCAUGUAUCGACAUUCAAUUUAUUCACGAUUUAUUCCGUUCAGUCACAACCAAUAACAACCAAGUAUUUUGCCUAAGCAUGCAAAUUAAAAAGCGGCAACCAGCAGGAAUUAGCGAUUUUGCUUAUGCCUACGUCUCGAUAACAAUAAAUUCGCCUUCGUCCUUAGAUGCAGGUCAACUUCUUCAAACAAUAGAUGAGAUGAUAAACCUCAUUAAGCUUCAUUAUCUAUUGUUUAAAUUGCUUCGACAAGACCGAAAUUUAACGUAUAAAACAGGCCUUAGGUUUGCAAAGGGCAUAUGAAGAACAUAUCAUUCAACAAAAGUCUGAUCUUUCCGAAUAUGAAAAAAUCGCAGAGUAAUUCAGAUACAAUAGCGCACUCACGUUCGAUUACCUUUUUUUUACACACAAUUGUUACAUAUAAAGUAUUUCCAUUGUGCAUUAAACGUCGUUUAAAUAAGGCCAAUACAUAUAUAGAUAUACCUGCACGCAAUUUUUUCAUGUUUUGCUUAAUCCUCUUUAGAUUAGUUCAAUGGAAAAUCUGAUACCCUUGAACGGUUCAUUGUUAAAACUCACUGCUUCUUGCGAAAAGGGCAAUUCAAAGGAAACGCAUUGUGUUCUUCUUAAACUGGAAUCAUUGCCACCAUAUUCUGAGGUUCGUAUAAUUAUACACUGUUCCAUAGACUGUUUGAUAUAUUAGACCCGGAGCGGAUGGGGGAGGGGUGUCUGACAUAAAACAGAAAUCUUAAGUAACAGUGUUUGUUUCACGAACACGAACCGAAAGUCAUCGAACUGACAUGACAACAGCCUGUCUUUGAAAUCACGAGCGUAAAACUACAUCGACUGCGGUGCGAUUAGAAUUGUGGAAUCAAUAAUCUUUCUUAUCUAGGUAAUCAACAGAACCCCUUCACCCUCUCCCAGUAUAAUAAGUACAGGAAAAGUAACAACUGCAUUUUCUGAACUUUCACCCACAUCAAUAACUUCAAAAAACCCACAGAAAGGUGCGAGAGAAGAAGAAUCAGAGUCUGGUGGGACAAACGCCGCUGCUAUUGCCGUAACUGUUACUCUCCUUCUGGUAGCCUUGGCGCUACCAUUGGGAUAUCUAAUCUACUACAGAAGACGAAAAAAAAGGUAAAGUUGCAAAAGAUGAAAAUGAUUGCAAUUUGCGAGCAAUAAAAUCUCGGUAGGUAAAAAGCAAAGAAAAUCCAAAAUCUGGCUUGAUAUAAAUUUUUAAGUCAACCUAAACAUUGAUUUUAAAAUUGUCAAACAUAUUUAUGUUGGCUUUCUCUUAUUUGUUUCUUCCUUUUGAGCCGCUUGUCAAAGAAUUUUUUUGGUUUUUAACUGUGCCCGCUUACACUAUUGGCUGCUCAUAUGAUAAAGGUAUCCCAUUUAAUUAAUUCAUUAUUUGCUCUAGAGUUAUAUAUUUGCGACGUGCACAUGUUUUAAAAUUACAGAAAGAUCUAUUUUAUUUUAGGGCAGAAGGGCAGCAGACCAAUACUAAUGGUAAGAAUCAUAGACCUUGCUAUAGAUUUUUAGGCCAGAAUUACUGCGGGUGUCCCAAAAAAACUAAACACUGUUUGCAUUGAUGUAACGUAAAAGCUAUAAAAGCUAUCGCAAUGAAAUAAAGAUAAUUGCAUUCAGAAAGGCCUAACUUAGAUUUUGAUAUAUAGCACUUGAAUUUACAUGUAAUAUUGACUAUGCUAUUGAUGCCUGAACGUUUAACUACUGUUUUUCAAAAUGCCAAAAAUUAGCAUAAAACAACUUUAUAUAUAUACUGUUAUUGAUUUUAACGCCUGGACUAUAAGACUGUUCAGUGCAAUUAUUCAGUAAUAAAAGUUGGAAAGUAUACAUGGACUUUAUGAUAGCUACUAACCUAACAAGUCUUGCACUGAAUUGAAAGAUCGUGACUAAAAAUAUACUGAAGUUCAGCUGUUGACGAUAAUUAUAUAUAAUUCGUAUUUUCAGACAUUGGGACCGUCAACUAUUCCAAGGAGAUUUACGAAGACCCGGAUCGAAUCUACGAAACGCUAAAGGAGGAUGGAGAUGAAGUACCACCAAAUCAACCUGGAACAUCCUCCGACAUCUAUAGCAACCCGGACAGUAAUAUGGUCGGUAUUCCAGUAUCGACUGAACAAGAGUACACUUAUGCUAACAAUACAUAUUUGCCGAGAUCUAGUGUAGGCACGAAACCAACGACCAAGGAACCUAUACGUAACGGUGCUGUGUACGAAACUUUAGAACAGCCUGGACAGAUGACUGAUGAUGAUUUCUAUAACUACCCUGAUAACACCAACAUCGCUAACCCUGGAUCAUCAGAACUGGAGUAUAUCUAUGCCAAAGAUACAGAUCUGCCUAGAGCUACUGCAAAUACAAAGGCAGUGCGCGAGAGAGAUAUUGAGCCAGCUACCUGUGGUGGUCUGUACCAUACUCUAGAACAGGAGGGACCAGCAUCAACUGAACAAGAGUACAGUUAUGCAAAGAAUACUGACAUGCCUUCGAUAUUUCGAAACCCCCAGGUAACUGAAAAUAUUUAUGAAAUGUAAACUUUAUCCCUGUUUGACUUUGUACUGAGAAAGAACGUAUUUGUAGGUCAAUAAGCUGUUGCAGCGAACCCGCCACACUAUUUGUUGUAAUUUUAAAUUGUAAUUUUAUGGUGGGGGAAGUUAAUAAUUAAUUUAUAUAUAUAGUUAACAGAUGAAAUACCAAAUUGCAGUGAUCACACAUAUAUUGAUGUUAUUGAAGAUUCCAGCAACACAGAUUCCCGAAAAGCUGACAACUCAUCUACAACCGCAUAGAC